Messenger RNA from Ambispora gerdemannii, 825 nucleotides. Lineage: Eukaryota; Fungi; Glomeromycota; Glomeromycetes; Archaeosporales; Ambisporaceae. The record is from the annotation of a GenBank genome assembly.
AUGGCAAAUAUACAUACGCUAAAUGAAAUAAAUAAUGGGGCACCCUUGGUAUCUGGCAAUAAACUUGGAGAUUCGCCAUCUAAUCGAUAUCCAUCUAGCCGAACUGAGCUUGAGAACCAACUUGCUUGUUUAAAACAUGAUCUAGAUAUUGCUUUAAUUCAGCUUGGCACUAGAAACACUCUCCUGAUAAAAAAUAAUGAGAGUUUUUCAGAGCGCGUAUGCCAGCUUGAAGAUGAGAUACAAGCUCUCCAAUCGGAAAUAAAAGAGUUGGAAAUGAAGUAUUUUUUAGCCCAGAAAGACUUAUCAGAAAUGGAUUCCCUUAGACGAGAGUUGGCGCAGUCAAGGCAAAACGUUGAGCUAAAGAAUGUUGACUUAGAUCUGAAGGAAGAUGAAUUAAGCGAAAAAAAGGGUGAAUUAAUGCGUACAAAGACAUUAUCAGAGAAAGAGAUCCUCCAUCAAGAAGCUAAUAAUCAUUUAGCCGAGCAGAUCCCAAAAACAUCUACCGAGUCUGAAGUGCUUGGAGGUGUUAGCGGACUGGAGAAAGAUAACGGGAUCACUAGUCCUGAAACAACCCCGAAAGUACCUAAUUCCUUAUUUUUUCAGCAUGCAAUCAUCUUCGCAAUAGUAUUACUAAUCAUAUACUUCCUAUGGCGCAUAUUCUCUUAUCUAUAUUCUUUUAUUUCACCUAUCAAUGAAGAAAAAAAUCUUCCGAAUUAUAAAAUACCCAUAAAUAGAAAUUAUAGUUAUGGAUUCCCAAUUCACAAUGCAGAAGAACCAAAAAACAGGACUACCUCCUAUGAAACUUCGUCUUUUGGAUAUGGAUGA